UCUCUUUCGAUUGUGGCAAUUCUCGUUUUCACGAUAUGUUCAAGUUCAACUCCAAUGUUUCGGUUUGCAGUUUGAGUUUGUUUCCUCUUGGGUAUCAUGGGAGGAAAGGUGAAGUAGUAUCAAGAGGUACAACCAUACACGUUAACGCGAUGUCGCAGUCAGAAGGUGGUCCGUCGGGCUCGAAGGGGGUAGAGAUGAGUCGCGCUGCUGCUGCCGAAAAUGAUAAAGCAUCUUCAAGUAGCGGCCCAAGUUGUAAAAAGCCGCUGCUGGAACGCGCAUCGAAGAUGCUCUUCGGGCUGUUUUGCUUUGCGGCGCUUUCCCUGCAGAACGCGUCCAUCGUGCUACUGACCAGGUGGCUGAAAAUCAACAAGCCCGAACUAGUGACACCAAAGGACGACACUCUGAUUGUCGUCGGUGCCGAGCUGUUGAAGUGCGUGACGAGCUUAAUUACCGUGUUUGGCUUAGUGAUGCUGGGCGACGAUAGAGAUUAUUCAGAUGCGCUGAGGAAAAAGACGGACGGGGAAAAAAAUAGAAGUACUUCUGCAGAGGCUACAGCUGGCGCGGCUCCUGCUGCUGCACCAGCACAAAUUGAUUCAAUAGUAUCACCAACUUCUUCACAAAGCACCUCCUGUUCGACACUUACCACUGAAGCGGGCAGCACCAUUAGCAUAAGAAAGCUUCGAUAUCAGCGGCUAGUUCAGCGGGAGCUCUUCAAUUUCAAAGAGUUUGCGCACAUGGGGAUACCAGCAUGUAUUGAACAAUGGCGUGAACAAUUUUUUCUGAUUGAUGUCCGAUGUUUAAGUUUGGAAUGAAGUGAUUUCUUUGUCACGUCCACGAAAACGCCCAACAUUGGCCUAUACUCAAUACAGGUAUCUAUCUUUUCCAGAACAAGCUGAUUUUCCUUUCCUACGGGAAGCUCCCGUCGCCGAUAUUCCAAGUCACGUACCAAUCAAAAAUCCUCACCGCCGCCCUUAUGGCGAAAAUCUUGAUGCGCAAGGUCUUCACCUGGCGGAAAUGGAUAGCGUUGGUUCUCCUCAUGACGGGCAUCACCAUCGUGCAGGUCGACGGCCACGCCUUCAUCCAGUCACUGAGCGCGCAGGACCGCAGCGCCGUGGACUUCUCGGUUGGCUUGCUCGCAGCCUUGGGCGCAGUGUUUUGCAGCGGCUUGGGCGGGGUGUAUUUUGAGAUGGUGUUAAAAAGGGGACAGGUAUAAAUGAAAUAUGUCAAACGAUGGACGAGGACUUCUUCCCCCCACCCCGUAGGUACACAGAUGCUAUUAGUUUAGCUUUUGAUUGAAGAUGAAGAACACGCAAGAUUUAUUACCGUGCGCGUGGCAGCACGACCAAUUUCUGCUCUGUGUUGCGUUCAUCUCCACGACGGCUUGCGAAACAAAUAAGCCUUUAAAAUGUUAACAGGUGAACCUCUGGGUCCGCAAUGUGCAUCUUUCCCUCGUAAGCGUCAUAGUGGGGGUCGGCAGCGCCGUGAUGCCGCGAGUCGUCACUUUUGACGAGGAGGUAGUUUCACUGCUCCCUGACUUCAGCCUCUUCGACACAAGCGCGGCACCCCCGGUGUUGUUUUUGUCCCUCCUGACAAUCCCCGCAAACACGCUUGCAAUGGUGCGCAGUUACAUCCCGACGGAGGUGAGGGUUGCGGGUUUUCUGUCAGAAACGAUAGACGUCACGCAGGAUUUUCUAACCCGACUACAGCACGCGGACCCGCUGGUCUGGGGUGUGAUCCUCCUCCAUUGCUACGGGGGAUUGUUAGUCAGCUUGCUGAUCAAGUACACGGACAACAUUGUGAAGGCGUUUGCCGCGGCAAUCGCGAUUUUAAUCGCGUCCCUGGCGUCGCUGGUGUUGUUUCCGGACUUCCAACUUUCGCCGGGGUUCAUGGUCGGGUUCUCGCUGGUCGCAUACGCGGUCUACAUGUACUCGAAUUGAGAAUGGCGCUGCGUCCUUCGAUGUCGGGGAGGAUAGAACUCUGCAUUUUUGCCGGGAAAGACCCUCUGCCGCAUUCGCUUUGGGUGCACGAGGACAACGCAUCGCCCACGUCGGGCUGGGGCGGCGUCGAGCGUGGAAAAAAGGCGAGCAUUGAUACUGGAGCAAGGCUAUGUAUUAAGUACACUGGCGGAGAUUCUCUUUACUAAAUCUAUCUAAACAUCGAACUGCAACAGCACUGAAGGCACAGUGAUGCAACGACGCAACAAAUACAAUGAGCAAGUCCACCGUAGGGCACGGACUGCUGGCUUUCUUUGAAGUGGCGGAGGGCAAGAGACAACUCUCGCGAAAGACCACAGUGGAGUAUCGCUGUUCGCAUUCUGG
Messenger RNA from Amoebophrya sp. A120, 2318 nucleotides. The record is from the annotation of a GenBank genome assembly. Lineage: Eukaryota; Dinophyceae; Syndiniales; Amoebophryaceae.